This is a messenger RNA of Magallana angulata, 846 nucleotides long. Its product is annotated as perlucin-like protein. The record is from RefSeq and is a predicted model, not a curated record. The transcript is spliced from 4 exons. Lineage: Eukaryota; Metazoa; Mollusca; Bivalvia; Ostreida; Ostreidae. The coding region runs from base 9 to 716 and encodes 235 amino acids.
GGCAAAACAUGAUGGCAAUUCCAGUUUGUUUAAUAUUCUGCUGCUUAUGGAUGAAACUCAUCGCCAAUAAGUCUGAAAUGUUAACUAGAAAUUUUUCACAGCAACCUUCGUAUACCGACAAAUGGCCUAAAAUGAACUUCGCGGAGGAAUACAGAGCAGAUUCGCCUCUAUCCUGUGCAAGUAUGUGUAGGCCUUAUUGUUCGUGUUUUGGUUACCAGCAUUCGACGAAAACAUGUCGUGUUUUUGAUUUCUGCCGCUCUCAGGACACUGGGAAUGAGAGGGGAUGGGUUUAUUACAAAACACCGACAGAAUGUGACGGAAACUGGAUGGCGUAUAAUGGACAUUAUUACAUUCUAAACCAAACAAAGCUAUCCCAACCUGAUGCAAUUAGUGAGUGCAAAAAGUGUGGUUCUUUCCUUGUUGAAAUUAAUGAUAAAGACGAAAACAAAUGGAUUGAAGAGCACCUGCUAAAGGAUGUUUACUGUACAGACAAAUACGACUGUACCUCUUGGAUUGGUGGAAAUGACAUCGAAACAGAGGGACAGUUUGUAUGGGGACACUCAAAAACACCUUUUACGUAUAUGAAUUGGGACCCAGAUAAUCCGAAUGAUUAUGAACAUGAGAUCAAAAUUCGGGAUUGUGUGGAUAUUUUUUAUAACGGACAGUGGAAUGAUCGGCUAUGUGACGCUUUAGAAAAUUUUAUCUGUGAAAAAUGAGACCCCCCCCCUUUUAUUUGGUUAAGUUUUGAAUAAUUUACUUGGACAUCCAACAUAUUUUUUUAUUGUUAAAAAACUCACAUACAAUAAAAUCAGAAAAAAACAUCGUUGUUGAAUUUAGCAUUGUUGA